GCGCUCACCGAACUCUGUCGAGAGUGAAACUGUACAAAGAAGUUUCAGUUUGAAAAGUACUCUCGCUUCAUCGGUAUUUGCCAGAGAAAAAGAAGAAGAAAAAAAAAAGGAAGUGGGAGACAAGUCGAUAUUAUUCGCUAAGCCAUUAAGUUUGCGACUAUUGGUUUUGACUCCAUUGUGUGACGAUACUCGUGGAGUUGGGUGUUUCGUCAGCCCGCGCCCCGAGAAAAUCGCGUGGAAUCGAGGAAGUGCGCGACGGGAGGACAGAGAAAGGUUCCAAAAAGCGUGCCAUGCCUACCAGCAGUGGUCGAACCCCACGGUAGUGCGGCGGCGGUGACGUCACACUUAGAACCAUGGACGACCUCGACCCGUCGCCCCUGAACGAGACCGGCGGAGUCGGUCUCUCCGUACAGGGAAACGUGUCGUCGUGCGUCAAUGAACUGUGCGUCUCCGAGGCCGAGUACCUGGAUCUACUCGAGGAGUACAUCUUCCCUUCGUCGUACGAGUGGGGCCUCAUCGGUCUCCACGUGGCAGUGUUUGUGGUGGGGCUGGUGGGGAACUGCCUCGUGUGUGUCGCCGUCUAUCGGAACCAGACUAUGCGCACGGUGACCAACUACUUCAUCGUGAACCUGGCCGUGGCGGAUUUUCUGGUCAUUUUGGUCUGCCUACCGCCGACGGUGCUCUGGGACGUGACGGAGACGUGGUUUUUCGGGGCGGCGCUCUGCAAGAUCGUACUUUACCUACAGUGCGUGUCGGUGUCCGUAUCGGUGCUGACGCUCACGUUCAUCUCCCUGGACCGGUGGCGCGCCAUCUGCCGGCCACUGCGCUCUCAAGGAUCCACUGGACCCCGCGUUGCCAUAGGCGCUAUUUGGAUUGUCUCAUGCCUCGUGAUGUUGCCGGAACUCGUGGUGCUGGACACGCGCCGAGGUCCAGUCAUAGGUGCUCUCUACCUGACGGACUGCGCAUACACGUGGCCGGCGGGUUACACGUCGGUGUACCAGCUGUGCCUGGUGGUGUUCCUGUACGUGGUGCCCUGCCUGCUCAUGUCGGCCGCCUACUACCAGAUGGCGCGAGUGCUGUGGCGCAUGCCUGCGCUGCACGAAACCGGUUCGCUCACGGGCACCCAGCCGCCCCCGCAGACGCUGGCCCGACGCAAGGCGGCCAAGAUGCUCAUCGCCGUGGUCAGCCUGUUUGGACUGUGCUACUUGCCCGUGCACACGCUCAACCUGCUCAGGUACACGACAGAACUUCCCCAGACUCCACUUAUGAGUGUCGCAUCGCUGCUGUCGCACUGGCUCUGCUACUUCAAUUCGGCAAUCAACCCGAUCGUCUACAAUUUAUGA
Dermacentor silvarum is the source of this 1343-nucleotide messenger RNA. Its product is annotated as orexin receptor type 2. Bases 354 to 1343 code for a protein of 329 amino acids. The transcript has 5 exons. The record is from RefSeq and is a predicted model, not a curated record. Gene Ontology annotation, biological process: G protein-coupled receptor signaling pathway. Gene Ontology annotation, cellular component: membrane. Gene Ontology annotation, molecular function: neuropeptide Y receptor activity. NCBI's taxonomy places the organism in Eukaryota, Metazoa, Arthropoda, Arachnida, Ixodida, Ixodidae.